This is a messenger RNA of Boeremia exigua, 1007 nucleotides long. RefSeq lists its product as uncharacterized. Lineage: Eukaryota; Fungi; Ascomycota; Dothideomycetes; Pleosporales; Didymellaceae. The transcript is spliced from 2 exons. The record is from RefSeq and is a predicted model, not a curated record. The coding region runs from base 191 to 979 and encodes 262 amino acids.
AUGAGGCCUCUUCCUGUGGAUUCGGCUCUCAGCCAUCCUGGGCGUCGCGAUAUCGACUGCGCUGCACAAGUCCCACUUCCUGCAGAGCAGGAUAACUAUAAGUUCGUACGCCUGCCGCAGCUGAGAAACCGUGCAAUCGCAAGAUCCAAUCCGUGUCCAAACUCCAACUGCCAAAGAAUACUCAUACAUCAUGCUCGCUUCAUCAACCAUAGCUUUGCUGGCUUUCUGCCAAACUACCUUCGCGAUUGUAUUUCCCGGGCCAGCUCCGACUGCAGUGGGCGAGGCCAAUCUGAAUGGCCGCUCACCUAGACCUACAGGGGGGCCUCCAUCUUUGCCUGAGCUAUUCCGUAGGCAACAGAGAGACAAUGGAAUGUGUGGCUAUCUCAACGGAGACAGCGAGGCUCCAGUGUCUUGCUCGAUUGGAACCUGUCUCUACGAUGAUACUAUUUCCUGGUUCGGCUGCUGUACUGGCUCCAGUCGCUCGGAUUGUGAGCUUUUCACUACCUGUGUGGGCUCAGCAUCCAUCAGCUCCUGCCUCUCUAAUUCAGCUUGCGCGAACGACGACUUCGCGUUAGCCUGCACCGCGUCUACAGCAGGCGUGUGUAUGACCAUGUGGGGCGAGGUUGAUGAGGGCUCAGUGAGUAACUAUGUAUGCGGCUCCUCAAGCACGAGGGUUCAGGUCGUUGCAACACCGACAGCUGGGGCUGGCAGUGUAUCGGGGACAGCGCGGUCGACCAGCAUCAGUGGCUUGUCGUCAUCUCGGGAUGGUGAUGAUGAUUCGACCGCUGCUAUCCAAACCUCGAGGCCUGGUGCGAGUUCUACGUCGAGCGAUGAUCGCCCAAGGAUCAACACGGCAGUGACAGGGACUACACGGGCAGCAGCUACCACAUCGCAGUCUACAGCUGCUGCUAUGAAGACGGCUCAGGUAGUUCUUGGAGCUGUUGGUGGUCUUGCAGGCGUCAUUGCUUUGUUUGUCUGAGUUCGCCUGCAGAUUUGAUAUCGUACUG